AAGCGGUGAAAGUAAAUUGGCGCGAGAAUGUCGGUGUUUGAAACCAGAGAAAGGGAAGUUUAGUCGACAAUAGUAAAUCAGGUCUGUGCUAAAAAGAUAAAGAUGUUCUUAAGAUGAUCAGUUCAGUCAAAGUGGAGAAGUUUGAGCCUUUUGGUAAAGCCUUCUGUUCCCUGCACCCAUUUGCGACUCUUUCUAAAACUGGAAAUGCACGAUCAAACCUUGAGAGUGAAAUCGAACCGACAUGCAAAUGGAUUUUGAGGUCCACCAAAGAACACCCAGAGUGCUACGAGGAGUUAUUUAUGCAAGGUAGCACUGUUGUUUGGAGUGUUGGAAAGUCUCCAAAAGUGAGGACAGUACAGAAAUGUUAUUCAGCCAAGUCUCUGAUAGUAGAUUGUUUAUGGAGCAAGUUUCACCUUCCAUCUGAAUAUUGCAACAGAGGAGAGAAGCAAGUUUUGUCUGGGGAAAUAUUACACGGCCUUUGUGUUGUCCAGAAUGACUGUAUCGAUGUGCUGUCAAAGGAUGGAGCUCUCUUUACCAUAACCCUUCCUUUUCCAGUGAAACAAGUGAUUGCGUUACAAGAGGGAUUGUUACUUGAGAGAGCAACAGCACCAGGAGAAAUCACAGGGCAGAGGAGGGAUAUCCCUAGAUUGUUUAGUGUCCUACAUCCUUUGGAUGAACCAAGACCUAUUACAUCUAAAGUGGAAGGAAAGAUCUCCUACAUAUGUGACCCAGCAGUUAGUGUGGUGUUUUCAUGCAGCGACCCUCCUCUGGUUAUGACAUAUGACUCUGUCAUUGGUUUACACUCUGUAUGGCACAUGAUCAAAGCAACUGCUCAAGACUGCCCAGAAUCUCCAACCCGUGUAGAGCACCCUUCAGAAAUACAUUUCAGUAACAUUCUUCAUCAUCCCACUCCAUUGCUAUCAGCUGGGGCUCACUCCCGAUUAUCGGUAGCCACUCCUACCCAGUCCUUCUCACCAUUCAACCCUUUCACUCCAGCAUCAGCUGUUAAAGCUCAUUCUGGUGUCCAGUCUCCUGCACCUGCUCAUUUGUUAUCACCAGCUUGGAACAGAACAAUAUCUCCGGCAGUCGAUUCUCCAGUAAGGAUGCUGAGGUCUCCCCUUUCCUUCUUUUCCCCGCUCAUGUCAUGCUGUUCAAGCAAAGAGGAAUCAUCCUGGGACAGCUUUCAGCCAUUGUCCCCAGAUGUUUGCCUUACUCAGGUUUGGCAAGAAACAGAAGUAGCUUUCAGUUCUAGAUGUGGCCCAAAAGAGAGAGCUUCAAAAGCAUUCUUAACAAAAGACAAAUCUGGUGCUACAUUUCUUUGUUACCUUCUUGGGCAGUUAGACAAAUUAAGAGGGGUACGGGUUAUUCAGGAUGGUGACUGUUUGGAUUUUACUGACACAUUUGAGAUACCUGCAAAGGAUGCUGCCCCAGUUGAGAAAUUAAACGUGAUGCUUGUUCUGGAGCCAAAUUAUUCACUAGUCAUUUACAGUGGAAUGGUCAAGGGCUGUCCAGUAAAUUUGCCAAUUUUGCCAUUGCUGGAAGUUGAUGAAUCAUUGCACUUUAAUACAUAUGAAAAGGUUUUAUCAUUGUCAUCAAUUAAACUGGGCAACGAUGAUGUGAACAUGGAUGAUGUAAACGUUACACCAUCAAAGGGAAAUGCAUUGCAGGAUGUGAAAAUUUCAUCACUGAGAGAUCCAGUGUCUACAACUUGUAAUCUGGCAAUGUCAGACGGAUCAAUCUACAGAAUUACACUUCCUACAUUGUCCCAAAACUUGGCAGUUACAGGUUGUUUAGAAGCUUUGAAGUACAUUCUUCCUGUGCCAUUGGUGAUUCAGACUCACUUGGCCUGUUAUGCAAUGGCCCAAGCGCCUCAUUUGCAAGAUAGUGGAAAAGAAUGGGAGUGGUUUACAAAGUGUGUCUUGGGGCUAAUGGGGUUUCAAACUGAGGACAAACUGAAGCAGUGUGACUCACCAGAAUUGCCUGCAGCUAAAAAAUCCAAAACUCAGGCAGAGGACCAGGCUUGGGAAAAGUUGAUUGAGAGUGACUUUCAUCAAAACAUGUCAAGGCAAGGCAUUGGAUUGCCACCAUUGCAAAACAAAGAGACCCCAGAAGAGAAGAAGCAUUCCUUUCCUAUGCAAAUUGAAAAAGACGCGCUUCUUCAUGAUCACAUUUCCUCUAUAUUGUUUGCGUGGCAUUUGAUUUAUGAGGACCUCAAGUUAAGUGUUCUUGGUAAAGAUUCCCUUUAUCCUUUGGCCCGGUUUCUUUGUCACCUUGCAUUAGCUCUUGGUUGGCAUGCUUAUGUUGAAUAUUACUGCAGGGACUUUCCUUCUCUUUUCAUUGGUUCACGGGAUAAACCUUUCCAUAUCACAAGAGAGCAGCAGAGUGCGAUGUUUCAUCCUCUGUGUGAGAAGCCUCCCAGUGUAAACCAAUGGCUGUAUAACUUUCUUAAUGGACAUCCGGUUGAACCCUUCCCUGUGCUACCAGGAACUACCAAGCACACGUACAAUAUUGUAAUGCUGUACUCUCUUUUCACUAAAAUGGAAGACAAAAACAGCCUUGCAGAUGAUGCGGACAAAUUGUUCAAAUGUAUUUGCAACUCAGAAGAGGUGAUUGCAACUUUCAAGGAAUCAUUUGUAACCACCCAGGAAAAGCUCAGCUGUUUUGAUUCUGAUGCUGAUAAAGUGGUCGCAUUCCUUGCGAGCAGGGAUGUGACUUGUAAGGACAUCGACUGUUUGCCGUUUGGAGUCGCUCUGCCAGUUAGAGAAGCUCUUCACCAGUCCGCAGACGACCCUCCUCUCACUCUUCCAGCUAGUGCUUACCAGCUCAUAGGCCGUGAAGAUCUUGCCUCCAUGUUAACAGAUGUAAAAACACUAAAUUCAUACACCCCUAUCAAGAUGUCACAGUCAUAUGUCACUUUGAUUGUAAUUGUCAUUUUACUAUGUAUCCUAGACGAGUUGACAAAAAAUAGAUCGUUAAACGUGGCGCUUAUUCUAGGACUGGGUAGCAGACCACAGCCUCUGUCAAACUCGCUAAUGGUGACACGAUUCAAUUUCAUUAUCAGUGACCAUGAUUUUAUUCAGGAGCAAGAAAAUCGUUUACUUUUGAUGUGCAAGAGAACCAUGGCGUUACCCGUAGGAAGAGGAAUGUUCACAAUGGCCACUUCUCGACCUGUAUUGACCGAAACUAUUCCAAUUCCACUGCUGGAUUUGACGGGACGGGCCCCACCAAGGUCUGGUAGUGUGUUCCAUGCUUGGCUUUUAGACCACGGCGCCAGUAUUCUACUACUAGAUAACAAGUUCCGUGUGUGGGAAAUAGACAGUACCUGGAUCGUUUACAACAAACCGAAAACCAAUCAACAAUCAGAAGAACAUGCUGGUUUCCUUAUGGCUCUUGGACUAAAUGGCCACCUUAACAAUUUGUCUCACAUGAAUCUUCAUGACUAUUUGUGUAAGGGGCACGAACUUACGACCGUUGCGCUCGUGCUCGGUACGGCAGCUGCUAAGCGAGGGACAAUGAACGUGACCAUCACUAAAAUGCUGAGUAUUCAUAUCGACGCCCUUCUGCCUCCAACAUCAGCGGAACUUGAUCUGCCUCAUUCCGCACAGGUAGCCGCCAUAUUGGGAGUGGGUCUGGUAUACCAAGGCACUGCACAGAGGCGAAUGGCAGAAGUGCUUCUAUCGGAGAUAGGGAGACCACCUGGCCCUGAAAUGGAAAAUGCUGUGAACAGAGAAUCUUAUUCUCUUGCUGCUGGUCUGGCUUUGGGACUCGUCAUGUUGGAGCACGGGAACGAAGCAGCCAGUGUGGUGGACCUCAAGAUCGCUGAUCAGUUGUAUCACUACAUGGUCGGUGGACAAACCAAACCGCAGACUGGAACGCAAAAAGAGAAGUUCAAGUCGCCAAGCUAUCAAAUCAAGGAAGGUGAUAGUGUGAAUAUCAAUGUGACGGGACCUGGUGCUACACUUGCUCUUGGACUGAUGUUCAUGAAGACGAACAACACAUCUGUUGCGGCAUGGUUUGAUGCUCCCGACACUCAGUUCCUGUUGGAUUUUAUUCGUCCAGAUUUCCUCUUGCUUCGGCUUCUUAGUCGAGGUCUGAUCAUGUGGGAUAGCAUACAUCCCUCCACAGAUUGGGUAGAAAGCCACAUUCCUGCGAUUGUUCGACAGUGUGAUACCACUUCGGCUGAAAGUGAAGCAACGAACUCAGACAUAGACAUGGAAAGUCUUAGUCAGGCGAAAAUCAAUAUCGUUGCUGGUUGCUGCAUGGCCAUGGGGUUAAGAUUUGCUGGCUCCGCCAAUCAAGAGGCCUUCAAUUGUUUGAUGCAUUACACUAAAUACUGUAAAGAUCUGUUGAGCAGCAAUGCAGUUGAACAGGCAGGGAAGCCCACAGUUGAGAUGUGUCUCAAUACUAUCCUUUUGUCGCUGGCUAUGGUGAUGGCGGGAACUGGUAAUCUCGAUGUUCUUAGGAUCGCACGGCAGCUUCGUAAAAGGCAUUCCCCGGAUGUUCCAUAUGGGAGUCACAUGGCUGUUCACAUGACAAUCGGUCUCUUGUUCCUGGGCGCAGGAAGGUUCACUCUGAGUACCAGUGGACCUUCCAUUGCUGCGUUGAUAUGCGCCUUCUAUCCCAGAUUUCCAAUCUCCAGCACCGACAACAGGUACCACCUGCAGGCAUUCCGACAUUUGUACGUGCUGGCGGCCGAGCCUCGAGUUCUUGUCCCCCGCGAGGUGGACACCAAAAAGGCCUGUCAUGUUCCUCUUGAAGUCACGCUCAAGGAAACGCAGUUUUACCCAGAAACAGUGUUAAAACUCACCGCACCUUGCAUUCUACCAGAACUGCAGCUUAUCAGAAAGAUCUGUGUCUCGGGGUUACGUUAUUGGCCAAUCACGAUCGACUUGACAGGAAGCAAGGACACUGUGUGUCUAUUAACCGCCAGUCAAGGAACGUUGUUUGUGAAAAGAAGAACGGGUUUCUUGUCUUAUGCCGACGAUCCACAGGGUUAUCGAAACAUUCUUGCCAAGACAUUUUCUGCCCAAACAGACCAGAUAGAAGUGGUUCGAAGCUUUUCAUCGGAUCCGAAUCUCAUAGCACUGGCGGAGUUGUUUGGUGACAAAGAUCUCUCAAACAAAAAGGAGAGAAGGUUAUGUUCGUUCAUUGCAUCGACAUUGGUGGAAACUGUUACAGAGGAAAAACCCGAAGUUUUGCAGACAUUACUGCGCAUGUGGCAGAUUGUACAUAACUUGGAGUAUGAGCCCGACCCAGGCUCUGUCUGGCAGAUGAAGCUGGCUGUAACAUUCUACAAGAGCGUGUUCCCGAGAAUUUCUAAGCGCAUGCGCAGAAAGCCCUUAAUUAGAGGGGACUUCAUCGAAGAAUACAAGUUCCUCAUUGAAGAAUCCAUCGACCGCCUUAUGAUAAAAAAUUCAAUAUUAGCAAAAGACUGUUACAGUGCUGAGGAACACAAGCGUAAAUUCUGUCCAGCAGUUUGUUGUUUUGCCGUGUAUCACGACGUCCCGUUGCCGUGCAGUUUACCGUCUUCACUACGGCAAGCCGAUGUUCCUAGUCUACCCGUGAUGCUACAGGGUACAGAAGACCUUCCACUGACAUUGACUGCAAUGCUGAGACUGCAGGCUCAAAGCUAGUUCCUUUCUUUGCUAAUACUAAGACCCUAUUCGACUGCGUGGAGGAGGGGGAGGGGUGGUAUGAACGACAGAGAAAAUGCUUCGUAAGAAGAGAAGUAACGGCAGACUACAAAAAGAAUUGGAGAAUUCCAUUCUUUAGACCCUUUUAACUCCCAGAAGACAUUAACAUUUAACUUAUCCCUAUAUCCAUACAUUAUCCCAUAAACAGGUGACGAGAAUACACCAGAAUACUCAAAUUUAUCAGGUGGAAGUUUCUCCCUCGAUCUAACACCAAAGUUUUCUGUUUAAUUUUGCAAGAAAAUUUGUAGCAGCUAGAGGGGAGAAUUAAAAAUCAUUUUUUGGAAGUUAAAGGGUAAAUAACUCUUCGAUGGCAGAGUGAAUACCCAGAGUUGUUUCAACUUAUAUUACAUAGCGAUCGACAAAUAGCUCGUUUUAAGCUUUAAGCUGCUUCAGAUCGAAGGCGCGCCAUAAAAGGAGCCUUAGGUCCCACUAGACCAUUAUUUUGUCAAUCAACCGUCGUGUGAUGUAGAACUCUUAGAGUCA
Molecule: messenger RNA, 6176 nt
Organism: Stylophora pistillata
Lineage: Eukaryota; Metazoa; Cnidaria; Anthozoa; Scleractinia; Pocilloporidae
Product: anaphase-promoting complex subunit 1
Biological process (GO): anaphase-promoting complex-dependent catabolic process; protein K11-linked ubiquitination; metaphase/anaphase transition of mitotic cell cycle
Cellular component (GO): anaphase-promoting complex
Molecular function (GO): molecular adaptor activity
Source: RefSeq, a predicted model, not a curated record